AACCUAAAGUUUUUAAAACUAACUUCUAUUUUAACGAUGAAUUAAGCCCUUGGAUAAGUUUCAGCUCGUUAUUGUUGCGUCUGUUCAUGAAAUCUAAGUUCUAACCGAAUUUUAAACGAGUUUAACUCGCUAACUUAGCUGUCUGAGUAACGGUUUAUUUUUUUGUCCAACGUAAAAAAAAUCAAAUACGUUGCGUAAAGUGUUUUUUUACGUUGGUGCGGGUUUGAUUUGAAAGCAAUAACGUACGUUAUUUGUGUAAAUCAGUGAGUAAUUGACAUGGAGAAUAGCCCUCGCCUGGCGGAGCCUCCAGGGAUCAGCAGCUGUUUGUCUGAACUGGACAAGGAGCUGGAGAAGCUGACCGACGAGGAGGAGGACAGAUGCGUGCAGCUGACCUGGAUGACGUAUGACCUGGUGAAGCUGCGCACGCAGAUGCUGUCGAGCGCGCAGGAGCUGUCCGAGGCGUGGGUCAGAUGCAGAGACGCGGUGAUGGGAGAUCCUGGACCGCAGCCUGAGAGGGAAGAUGGAGCUCAGGAUGCUGACUCAUCACAAACUUCAACUGCUGAUGGAGUUUAGAAAAGAUAAUAUUCUGAUUCACUGCCUUCAGGCUGCAGCAUCGCAGUCAUUAUAAUUGAUAGUUAUGACCUGAUGUUUAUU
This is a messenger RNA of Cyprinodon variegatus (sheepshead minnow), 654 nucleotides long. It is a transcript of the gene syce3, whose product is annotated as synaptonemal complex central element protein 3. The record is from RefSeq and is a predicted model, not a curated record. Gene Ontology annotation, biological process: synaptonemal complex assembly; spermatogenesis; reciprocal meiotic recombination. Bases 277 to 573 code for a protein of 98 amino acids. Lineage: Eukaryota; Metazoa; Chordata; Actinopteri; Cyprinodontiformes; Cyprinodontidae. The transcript has 2 exons.